GCUGACUCCGUUGUGACACGCAUCCGCUCAAAUGUCCACUAAGGGGCAGUAUAUUCUUGCGCAUGCAUGGUCUGUUGUCCAAUAAUAAUGAUCAAUGAUAAUGCAGUUUCCUCUCCAUUCUCAGUACAAGGGGUGUGUUACUUGAUUAACAUAUUACCAAACACAGAGUUUAUUUCUUGGACCCAGAAUAAACCUAGUCCAGGACUAAAUUAUCUAUGGAGAUUUUACAUGGAGUGUGUUUUAGUCCAGGAUUUGGCUUUAAUCUGAGUUUGAACAACUGUCCCUUUCUCAUAUCUAAUUUUCUUCAAAUGACAAUUUUCUCUUAUGUUGUUGACCUUAUUUCCUAAUGUUGGCGCAGUUUGUAUUUAUUUAUAACACCCAAACCAUACCAUUUUAAUAAAUGAUCAGUGUCAUAUUACAUAAUGAAAAUAGAAGUUCAAUUUACCAAUUCAGUGUUAUUACUUUGGAAUUACAUAAUGCAUUCAGUACAUUUAAUUAGUGUUUUAUUAUUAUGAAUAUUAUAUUUUGGUUUAAUUAUUAUGACGUAUUCCAUGAUGUUAAUAGCAGAACUGCCCUAAACGAAAGAGUUAAAUUAUUGAAAUGUGUUGAGUAGCUACUUGGGCUACUCUGUGAUUGGGCAAAAAUUCCGAGGUCGGACGGACCGCAGUUCCCACUAAUGCGGUCGAUUCCUUGAUGGCAAGGUAUGUUAGAUCAAUUAUUGCAGUAAAUUCAUUAGAUGUAAAUGGUAUUUGGGAUUUAAAAAAGAGACAACUGCUUCUCUUCCAAAAUGUAUAAUGGUAGGAGUUAACUGUAACGCGAGCACAGGGCUUUUAUUUAGUUUUGACGCACGCUCGGUCCAGUGUGUUGGGUCUCGCACGAGCGUGAUGUGAUGACCGUCAAUUUAAAUAAAACCAGGCAUAUUUUAGCUGCAUGUUUGACAUUCACGUUUUCUAGUGUUAUUUUUCAUAGAGGGUAACAAUGUAUCUAGUAACUGAGCCACGCAUACUUUGAGCGAAGAGUGCGUGCAGUUCAACUUUUAGUGUUAAACUUUAAGUGGACAUUGAUAUGUUAAUUAUUUGGAUUAAAUCACCUUUAUUGUAAAGACAAUGUAAUCAUGAUAAACUUGUCACUAGUGGGAAACCGAUUCAAGACAAAUCAUUGCUGCUGGACGUUUCAGAUUUCAAGUGUUGAAGCCUUCCAUCCUGAAAGAAUGGGACUUUUAUGCAUUUGCCUGCUCAUUUGUGAGAUAAUCCUGUUGUCGGACUGUGCACGGGGGCCUCCCCGCGUGGCAGAGAAGAUCGCCCACCGGCAGACGGCGCGGAUCGGGCGCACCAUGAAGCUGCAGUGCCCAGUGGAGGGUGACCCGCCACCCCUCAUCAUGUGGACCAAGGACGGCCGCAACAUCCACAGCGGCUGGAUGCGCUUCCGGGUGCUGCAGCAGGCACUGCGCAUAAAAGAUGUGGAGGCCGAGGACUCAGGCACCUUCAUCUGCAAGGCCACCAAUGGCUUCGGCAGCGUCAACAUCAACUACACCCUCAUCGUCAUCGAUGACGCCAGCACUGGGAGGGAUGGAGCUGGAACAGCGGGAGACGCAGAAUACAGCACUGACCAGUCAGGGAAAUUUGUCCGACCACGCUUCACACAGCCAGCCAAGAUGAGGAAGCGCGUGAUAGCCAGGCCAGUGGGCAGCUCAGUACGGCUGAAGUGCAUGGCUAGUGGGAACCCUCGUCCAGAUAUCGUGUGGGUGAAGGACAGCAAGCUGCUGACCCCUGGGGAGGUGGGUGAGGGCCGUAAGAAGAAGUGGACUCUGAGUCUGAAGAACCUGACCCCUGAGAACAGUGGGAAGUAUACCUGCCACGUUUCCAACCGGGUUGGAGAGAUCAACGCCACAUACAAAGUGGAAGUCAUCCAGCGGACAAACUCCAAGCCCAUCCUGACCGGCACUCAUCCGGUGAACACCACAGUAGACUAUGGUGGCACAACCUCGUUCCAGUGCAAGGUGCGCAGUGACGUCAAGCCAGUGAUUCAGUGGCUGAAGCGGGUGGAGCCGGGGAACGAGAACAAGUACAACUCCACCAUCGAGGUGGGCGACCAUCGCUUCGUGGUGCUGCCCACGGGAGAUGUAUGGUCCAGGCCAGAUGGCUCCUACCUCAACAAGCUGCUCAUCACCCGCGCCAAGGAUGAGGAUGCUGGCAUGUACAUCUGCCUGGGCGCCAACACCAUGGGCUACAGCUUCCGCAGUGCCUUCCUCACUGUGCUGCCAGAUCCAAAGCCUCACCACAUCCCUGUCCCCACAGCCAUCUCUCCUAGCCUGCCCUGGCCUGUGAUCAUUGGCAUCCCAGCCGGUGUGGUGUUCAUCCUGGGUACUGUUCUGCUGUGGUUCUGCCAGUCCAAACACCAUUGCUCCUCUGGAAGGGUAGUUACCACCCACGCCUCACAGCGCCCGCCCCCCCGGGUGUCAGCCUGCCCACCAUCUAGCGGGGACAAAGACUGCCUGGGCUCUCUCACCUACGAAGAGUACAUUACCCAGCAGCAGCAGCUCCUUCUGGCCCAGGGAGGCAACGGCCUGGAGGUCCCCAAAGUCUACCCAAAGAUCUACACGGACAUUCACACACACACACACUCACACGUGGAUGGCAAAGUGCACCAACACCAGCACAUUCACUACCAGUGUUAGUUGCCACUGUCUCAACAGGGAUGCUCAUAUGUACAAAAGCACUAAUUAAUGCAGUGUUGGGUCGGCUCCCACCACCUACACCUUCGCCUCCUCCACGUGCCCAGUCCUGCCUUGAUCCUACAGACCCAGACAAACAGUCUGAGCCCGGGUGCUUCACACAAACCCCCUGACUGCUACAUACUGUUCUGUACUGAACAAAGCCUAGGGGAACAUGGAUCCAGUCAGGAUAGAACCCUCCAUGAGGUACAGAACAAGGGACAUGGCAAUGCCGUUCAGGAAUCCCACAUGUAAUAAUGUGAGUCCAAAUGGAGUAACAUUUCAUACAGACAUUUCACAUUAAACUCCACUCUGCAGAGAAAUAGAAACAUUUGUUUCUCUAGUCUAGAACAAUAUGAGCAAACUCACAGUGGCUGAAAUUAGUGAAUGUAUGCAUUUAGCUAUGUCUCAUUUGAGAGUCUUUACUCUGUAUGAAAAUGGCAGCAUUUCCUGCAACACCCCAUCUCCUCUCCGGCCUGCUUUCAUGUGCAGUGACUUUGGAAGGGGCUAAGAGGAUCAUGUACAUUAGCUCUGGAUUUUUGUCAGAUGCACAACCUCAGCGAGUAACGAAAGGAGUAAGGUGCGAGUAAGAAUCCUCAUGUGCCAUCCUGAGUACCUCAGAAGCAGGUCAACCAGCAGAGACAAAGCGUGAUUGAGUAAACAAAGGUCGAAUGUAUUCUGUUUCUCAAAAUGGUUAUCGUCAAGGAAAAGGACCUGCAAGGCAUUACAAUAUAUAUUUGUCUAUUGUACGUGAAUGGAAAAUUAUUUAUCUGUAGUAGGAAAUUGUAUGAAAUCCUUUAAAGAAGGUUUCUUUACUGGAGGUAAAGGUCCCUAAAGCGUGAAACACACAGAGAAUCUUACUACCAAUAGACUGCCGAUAGGUACAUGUUUCGUGCCGACCCGGUAGCGUUGUUUCUACUUGUAGAAUUGCAAUACUGUUCAGUGGGCAACGACUUGACUUUGAGCCAAUCAGAGAGCAUGAACCCCCACGUGGGGAACCCAACGAGUGACAACAUAAAGGAAAAAAGAGGGCAUUUUCUCUGUACAUCCACGGUCAUGAGCCAGUCACACUUCAUAGGCUAUGGACUGGUAGCUAGCUAAGUGCACAGACUAGAGGUCUUCACGGGUCCAAAAUGUUCUGAAAUGGACCUGGGGCUUUCGCACCCUGACCCGAUAUAAAUACAUUUUUAUUUAGAGACCCGGACAGACGCGACGAGAUCGAGACCCGUUCCGAACAGACCUGGUCGGAGCCAAACCUGGUUAGAUCCGAGUAAGGGAAGCAGCAAAGUCAUUUUUUUAAGCUACUUUAUUAACCGGAGCUAAUCAAGUGUGAGGGGAGAGAGAGGUGCCGCUCUAGAAGGUGGUGGAGCAUGGAGGGAGAGACGGCAACCAACCAAGCCAACUCACGAGAUAGUAGACUAAUUGCUUCCAUAGCUAGAUUAUUUAUCAUCAAAUAUGAUACUUGUCUUGACUGCAUCAAGCCGGGAAAAGCUAGCUAACUUUACCUAGCUAGGCUAAUUGAGGCUGCGGGCGUGUGCUUUCUCAUCCUACAGUUACAAAUAACAACAACUCCACUCAGAAUAUUAAGUAGCAGCCUUCCCAUUAGCUCUUGGUUGUUGUAGCCUAUCCUUCUUCUUUAACUUUUAAUUCCGGCAUUUUUAUUCCAUCUUCCAUUAGAUAUCUCCUAAAUGUGCCACACACUUUUGGUUCUAGGACUGAAUAGCCUAUUGCCGCUUUGAUGACUUAUGAUUGGCCAACAACAACAAGCUACAUGCGCAACGCUCCACUCUCGUGAAAAACAGCAUAAAUGAUCAACAUUUUCUCUCUCUCUCUACAGAGUCGCAUUCGGAUAUGUACAGGCUCUUCCGGACAAGUCAGUUAAAAUUACACAUACCGGCGGCCUUUGACAAUCAUAUCAGAUCAGACCCGUGACAUUAUUUAGAAUUCUGGAUCCGGACCCGCUCGGGUCUUGGGUAUUCAGGUACAGGUGGAUCAUUGAAGACCUCUAGCACAGACGCAUUGCACACAACACUGAAUACUUCUUCCAAUUUACUAACUACUGUAGCUAGUAUUGACAUUAUAAUUAAAUCACAAUGGAUUCAUUUACAUGAAACAGCUGCCUGUGUUAGCUGUCGAGUUAGUGUAGUGUCCUAUGUUGUGCUAGCUUGCGAAUAUGCUGACUUUAGCUAGCUAGCUAAACAUUUGGCUAUGGGCUAGCACAGGCACUAUGGGAUUAUGGAGAGUGAAUUAAAUUGGUCUGACCCGGACCUCCUGGGCACCCAAUCACAAAAGAGUCAUUCAAUUCUUGAAUGCUCGUCCCUACUUACCACAGCCACAAAGUCAUACAGGCCGCCUAUUCUUACAAUUUCUCAAAUUAAAAUGUGAUAUUAAACCUAAUCCUAAAUUUAACCAUAAACACACUGUUAACCUUAUGCCUAACCUUAAAUUAAGGCCAAAAGCAAAUGUUCGUUUAAAUGAAUUUUUACUAUAGACAAGGUUGACUUUGUGGCUGUGGUAACAAACCCUUUUUAAUUCUCAGGUGACAAUCUUUCUUUUUGUCUCUUGUCCUUUGUAUGUGUGUGUAUAAUGUGUGCAUAACUCUGACCACUAUAUGAAAGUGUGUAAUAUGUAUUUGACUGCUCAUGUAAUGGCACCCUUUUUAAACUUUGGGAAGGGAGACGGAAAGCUUGCCAAAAACCAAAUAACAGUAUGUCAAGAUUGCUGCAUUGUCUGUGAAAAGUGUCCUCACCCGAAUUGUUCAUUUGUUUUAUCCCAGUGUUUAUGUGUCAAAGCUAAUGGACUGCCAGAUUAUUAAUCCAUGCACUUAUUCCAAGUAUGUUGAUAGUGUUAAAGUUAAGCUAUUGCCCUCAGCUUUCUUUUGAGGAAUCUAGGACCAUGGAAUAUCCCAUGUCGAAUUGACUUAAACAUGUAAAUCCUAAGUAAUUGUCUAGACUAAGACAGUGUAUUUAAUUUAUUUUCAUAAGCAAGAUAUGUUUUUCUCCUACAAUUGAGCAUUAUGUCAUUUUUGUAUCCCAAAAAAAGACCAACUCGGCAGUGGAUUACAUUUUGUCUUAUAGUUACAGUGUAAGCUAUAUAGCAAAUACGUAAGUGUAAAAAAUAUUUAUAUGUGCCGUUCAGAUAUAUGGUAAUCUUUGUAUUGACAAUCUUGUACAGUCUAUUGUCUUUUAGGUUAAAAAAGAUUUUUGUCACAUGGAAACAUUUUAAUCAUUUUAUUAUCACCAUUAAAAUGAUAGUAAAUCUUCA
Molecule: messenger RNA, 5977 nt
Organism: Oncorhynchus mykiss (rainbow trout)
Lineage: Eukaryota; Metazoa; Chordata; Actinopteri; Salmoniformes; Salmonidae
Source: RefSeq, a predicted model, not a curated record